This is a messenger RNA of Culicoides brevitarsis, 2585 nucleotides long. RefSeq lists its product as uncharacterized. The transcript has 3 exons. Lineage: Eukaryota; Metazoa; Arthropoda; Insecta; Diptera; Ceratopogonidae. The record is from RefSeq and is a predicted model, not a curated record. Gene Ontology annotation, molecular function: protein binding; serine-type endopeptidase activity. Gene Ontology annotation, biological process: proteolysis. Bases 96 to 2402 code for a protein of 768 amino acids.
UGAAUUUUAUAAAAAAAUUUCAAAUAACACUCUUGGCGGUAAUUGUCACAGCAAAUGACAAUGCUUGCAAAUUCGAUGCACAAAAUGACACUUUGAUGCAAUGUUUGGAAGUUGGCCAAGAAAAGUACACAAUAAGAAAGUGCGAAGCCGGAGUGAAAGGCUAUGAGAAUGGAACGAAAUUGGCAUUUCAUUGUUUGGAAGGCGGUCAACUUUCAGGUCGAACAUUGAGGCAAUGCAUAAAUGGCACAUGGGAUGUUGACGAGGUGCCAUCAUGUCAAAAAACUUGUCCUGAACUGAUUUUCAAUCCAAUCAAGACGAAUGUCAGUUGCGACAAUGAAAGAUGUUUCGAUCGACAAAUUGUUGGAACGAAAGUUUACAUUUCAUGCCAAAAACCUGACUAUGAACGUCCAAAAAGUAUCAAACAUCAUGAAAUCGAAUGUUUGGAGGAUGGCAAUUGGUCAGCUCCAAUAUACGAUUGCAUAAAAAUUCAAAUAAACGUGAAGGACGUUCUUCCGUUGAACACGGGAGGUAUUGAGACAGAAAUUAACAAAGUUCCGUAUCACGCAGCAAUUUAUGGGCGCAAAAAGAAUGGAAACCCAUUUCUCAAAUGUGGUUCAACGAUCAUUUCUCAACGAGUAGUUGUCACAGCAGCCCAUUGUUUCUUUCGAAAUGCCAUUCAACAAGAAAACUCAAAGUAUUUCGUGGUUGCUGGAAAAUUUCAUCGAACCUACAACGACACUUCUGACCAAAAUACUCAAGAAAGUGAAAUCAGCGAGAUCUAUAUUCACGACAGUUAUAAAGCUCAAGAUCUCUUUCGAGAUGAUGUAGCUUUGGUAAUUCUUGAAACUCCUCUCCAUUUCACGCCAAUUGUACAAAAAGCUCAAGUCGACUUAGAUUUCAAUGAAUUUCAUUCGGGAAACGUUUCUGGAUGGGGCAAAAACGCCUCGCAAAACGUUCUGGAAACACUUCAUACAGUCAAACUCGAAGUCGUGAGUUGCCUUAAUGAGUUAUCGGAAAAAUUUUGUGCCGGAGGUAAUGAAGGACAAACUGUUUGUCAAGGCGACAGUGGCGGAGGAUUCAUUGUCGAACGAGAAGGCAUCAAUUAUGUCGUUGGCGUUGUAAGUACAAGCUCUGAUAAAUCUCUUGCGGGAUGUAAUCCUGACAUGCCAGCUACUUUCAAUAAAUUAGCUCCGUAUUUGUAUCUCUUUCAAAAAGCAAAGCGAUACUUAUUGCUCUUUGAAAAUUGUGAAGAUUACAAAUUCAAAUGUAACUCCGGAAAAUGCAUCAAUAUUGAGCAACUUUGUGAUGGAAUAAUUGACUGUGAUCAGGAUGGAUUGGCAGAAGAUGAAGCUAAAGUUAAUUGCAAUCUUCUUGCGACACAAAAAAUGUUAAGUUUUGGCGCGAAACUACUUGAAAAUUCAAAAUUUUAUGAGAAUCGAUAUCCGAAUUGGAUUGUACCAACAAGUGCUUUGUGGAUAACUGCUAAUUUCUUGUCUCAAUCUGUGAAAGAUGAAGAGGUUCAGAAAAAGCUUCAGCUUGACUUUGGUAUAAGUGUUAUUGAUAAAGGAGAUGAAAUGCUUCAAAAUAUACAAAAUUCUACAAUUUAUCAAUCAGAGUUUCUUCAUACUCGAGGAGAGAUUCAAAUCACCAAUGAAACUUUGGCGAAAAAGUAUCUUUUGAACAUCAAACCAAGGAGAAAAGGUCCGCCAGAGUUCUUUUAUCCCGACUUGUAUCGAAUUGGAGUGCAUCUGAACUCAGAUUUCUCGUUUUUAGUCAAGAGUUCUCCACGAAAUUUUUCAUUUUUUGUCACAAAUGAUGAAGUUGUUCAAGUUCCAAUGUUUUGUUUCAACAAUAAGAAAAGUUCAAUGGCUUUUGUGAAGGAAUUAAACUCUGAUGUGAGUUCUCUUCCAAUGACAUCAAACCUUAAACUAUAUAUUUUAGUGCCAAAAACUUCCAUAGAAUUGACAUUAAAAGCCUUAAGAGCUUUCAACUUGAAUCUCAUCGAGGAACAACUUUACGGAAAUUCAAAAGAAAUCUGCAUCCCUGAAUUCAAAAUCAUCACAAGUGUCGAUUACUCGCCCAUUCUCUUCAAACUCGGUUACGAUUACGCCUUCAACUUGGAUCCCAUCGAGCUAAACAACGUAAAUCGACAUUCGCAUUUCCAAACGAAUAUCCGCGGAUUCUUCGGCAUUACAGAAGAUGAGAAUUACCCGCGAACGAAUGUCGUCGAUACCUUCAACAACAACUCGUACAUUAUUAACAAGCCUUUUAUAUUUGUCGUGACAGAAGAAAUCACCAAAUCCAUCGCUUUUAUGGGUAACGUAAGGCAGCCACACAAAUAUACGCGAUAUGCAAAUGCAUAUGCAAAGUGCAAAAUAUUCUCCGAGACACAAUGCACCUAAAAAUAUGAUGUCAUCACGUAGUUCGUUGGCGCGCUGUGUAACUCUGAGUGAUAAAUGCGGGGAUUUGGAAUUUAAAUGGAACGACAAAUCUCGUGAUGGAAAAUCCCGAAAUUUGUGUACGUGUUUAUAUCGAAAUUGUAAUAAAAAUAAAACUGGUUCGCAUAUUUGAAUUUUAUAUUCUCG